CUGUGGCACGUCUCGUCCUAGCCCCCCUUUUCCCAGUCCACACCCUUACUGCGCCCUUGGCCCGCAGUCCCUCGAGAUUGCAAGCGUGGGAGCCCCGGUCCAGCGUAGGUCCCUCACGGAGACCCGCGCCCUCCUUCCUUCCUAGUCCGGACGGACGCACUUCCGGCGGAUGUGGGCGGGCAGCCCCCGGAAACGGAAGUGAGCGGUGGGGCCGGCUGACGGUAAUUGAAGUCAGAGGCUGUUCACAGAGUGGGCUGAAGAUGAAUACCAGAGGACUUGGAUCUCAGCUAAAGGACAGUAUACCAGUUACUGAACUUUCAGCAAGUGGGCCUUUUGAAAGUCAUGAUCUUCUGCGGAAAGGUUUUUCUUGUGUGAAAAAUGAACUUUUACCAAGUCAUCCUCUUGAGUUAUCAGAAAAAAAUUUCCAGCUCAACCAAGAUAAAAUGAAUUUUUCCACACUGAGGAACAUCCAGGGUCUCUUUGCUCCUCUAAAAUUACAAAUGGAAUUCAAGGCAGUACAACAGGUUCAGCGUCUUCCAUUUCUUUCAAGCUCAAACUUUUCAUUGGAUAUUUUGAGGGGUAAUGAUGAGACUAUUGGGUUUGAAGAUAUUCUCAAUGAUCCAUCACAAAGUGAACUCAUGGGGGAACCACACUUGAUGGUGGAAUAUAAACUUGGUUUAUUGUGAUACAUGUGCUGUUCAUGAAGCAGAGGGCUGCAUCUUGAGAUAGUUGUCUUUUGAUGUACAUGACAUUAAAAGUACUGACACAGGA
Molecule: messenger RNA, 771 nt
Organism: Fukomys damarensis (Damara mole-rat)
Lineage: Eukaryota; Metazoa; Chordata; Mammalia; Rodentia; Bathyergidae
Gene: Pomp
Product: proteasome maturation protein
Exons: 6
Coding region: 261-686 (141 amino acids)
Biological process (GO): proteasome assembly
Cellular component (GO): nucleus; cytoplasm
Source: RefSeq, a predicted model, not a curated record